This is a messenger RNA of Saccostrea cuccullata (small rock oyster), 2029 nucleotides long. RefSeq lists its product as uncharacterized. The transcript has a single exon. Bases 32 to 2029 code for a protein of 665 amino acids. Lineage: Eukaryota; Metazoa; Mollusca; Bivalvia; Ostreida; Ostreidae. The record is from RefSeq and is a predicted model, not a curated record.
GGUCCUACAAAAUAUAUCUGAGUCAGUGUUCAUGGGACUGUGUGAUAAACUUGGAACUUCACAACUGGUGGUCAUGAGGAGAGAUGUGGUGGACAUCAGGGAUAUGGUGGAAAAUCAACGGAGAACAAGUGAUGAGGACAGUGUGAUGUGGAGUGGAAGUCACAGAGAAGGAUUUAGGCUGAAAGAAUCAGAUAUAGACGUUAUGUACUGGCCAAAUAAUCACCGUGUUAUAUGGGAAUUACCUCAAUCUCAGUAUUACAACACACACAGGCAAACACUGAUCCUCUGUGACUGUUCUGAUAGUCCACCAGGAUUCUCUUUGUUAUAUUUACUGUCACCAAGCAUGAACAGAAGUGUCAAGAGAGCCUGUAUAAGAUUGAAUAACAUGCACUAUAUCUCCAGUUCAAAAUACAGAAAGAUUAUGUGUUCUGUAGUUUAUUCUGAUUCCAUUCAACAUGGACCCUGUGCCAGUGGAAUUUUUUCAGGUGAAAUAGAAUAUGAUUUAGCCCACUGUUUUGCUUGUGACUUUUGGCCUACGCCUGCUACUGCAUGGAUAGAAAGAUGCCACUCAUGGCCCAAGCCUCGUAUUGUUCAUGAUAUAGUUAAAAAUGGUUGUCACUUUGUACCAGUAGGGCAUAGACAAGGACACCAUGUUCACAAUGAAUGGAGACUGUCUUUCUCUCUUGCAGAACAUAAACUUGUGUGUGCUAUGAAUCACUGUCAAUUUAUAACUUAUGGCUUACUUAAAUUGUUCUUAACAGAAAUAAUUAACUAUGGAAUAAGUGCUGAUGAUAAAUUACUGUGUUCCUAUCACAUGAAGACAGCAGUUUUCUGGGUGAUUCAGCAGAAUACAUUAGAACACUGGUGUCCACAAACUCUCCUGGAGUGUUUCUGGGUCUGUUUUAAACUCAUCCUUAAGUGGGUGUAUGAGGGGGUCUGUCCUAACUUUUUUAUUCCCCAAAAUAACAUGUUUCUGAGUAAAGUCCAUGGUGAAGCACAGCAUCAGCUAUUUUUAAGACUGUAUAGAUUGUAUGCGAUGGGUAUAGUAUUCUUGCUACAGAGUCCCUCCAUUAGGUCUUAUAUUGUUAAUGUCCUCCAUUACCCCCACCUUUCCAUCUAUACAGAUGAACGUACUCUGAUUUCUGAGGCUGAGUUAGAUAUGGAGCUAUUGAAGGAGAUAUACAAACAUGACAUACUUUACACACCAAACUUAGAAACCUGUAUGAGAUGUCUACAUACAAUAGAACAGAUGUUAAAGUCACCCCUACUAACACAGUAUCAAGUCGUUAUGAUACAGAAAAUUACAGCUUAUCUCCUUCAGAAAUCACCUUUUAUGUUAUACAUGGAAACUUACAAAAAUAAAAACAAACUGAGAUAUAGAACUGACAAAAUGUCCUAUCACAUGCUGAAAUUAGCAACCAAGUUUGGUUGUAUUUCUGACAUGAUGUACUUAGCCAUGUAUUAUUACAAGACUCUUAGAUACAUGGAAGCUUUAUCAAUUAUAGAGAUGAUCAAGGUAAAGUUAGCAAAGCCAUAUGUGAUGAAUUGGAAUACUUAUGUAGAUUUAGUGAUGUACACCGAUGCUGUAGGGGGACAGUCCUGGUGUUCAAAGAUGAGACAGGCUGUAACAAUGUAUAUAUUACUUAGAAAUAAAAUCCAUUUUAUUAAUGAAUUGAUACUAGAACAAAUUUCUAGUCUACAGAACAACUGGACACAUUUACAUAUCCCACCAUUUGUACUGUUGUACAUGCUAGAGAUCUUAUGCUACAGACAUGUAGACACAAUUGGAGUACAAACCGCUCUAGAUAAUCUACAGACCCUAGUUCACUAUGAUCAGGGACAGCUUGUACCUUUAGAAAUAAGAGACAUAUCAUGGCAGAUUCUGGGGAUCUGUCAACAGGUGACAGGGAACCCCCAGGCUGCUCUAUACUCAUACCAACAAUCUCUCAGACAAAGACCGUCCAAUAGAAUUCAAACAGCUACAGAAAUUAGAAUACAAGAAGUUUAUCACAGAUCAUCAAAUUAUUGA